Molecule: messenger RNA, 2734 nt
Organism: Anarrhichthys ocellatus (wolf-eel)
Lineage: Eukaryota; Metazoa; Chordata; Actinopteri; Perciformes; Anarhichadidae
Gene: ap5s1
Product: adaptor related protein complex 5 subunit sigma 1
Exons: 3
Coding region: 55-657 (200 amino acids)
Biological process (GO): double-strand break repair via homologous recombination; endosomal transport
Cellular component (GO): AP-type membrane coat adaptor complex; late endosome; lysosome
Source: RefSeq, a predicted model, not a curated record
GUAGYAACAUUAGUAAACACUGCUCGUGAGACGUAAUUGUCCACACGUGACAACAUGGUUCGUUGUUUCCUGAUCCAUAGCGUCUGUCCGGUCGGUGCUCUUGGUGCCGGAGAGAGUCGGGUUCUUUACUCCCGGGUCUUCGGUCCAGAUGAGGGGAUCCUGUCCGACCAGGACCGAGGGCUCAGCCCGGAGGAGAGACGGCUUCUGCAGAAGGAGAAGACCUCAGUGGUGGCUCGGCAGGUCUGGAGCGCCGUCUCUCUGUCCCGGGAGGCUUCGGGUCGGCUGCUGGUGGAGACGGAGCCCGGCGAGGAGGCGCUCGCCCUGCAGGAGGCCGACGGCGGGGUGGUGCGUCUGAGAGCUGGAGACCCCUUCUCUGAGGAGAUGAGCGCUCUGUGGCUGGGCGUCCAGAGUCUGGGCUUCACGCUGGUCUGCGAGCCCCACGAGAACCUCCUGCUGGCCGAGGGGACCCUGCACAACCUGACCCGACACUGCCUGGAGACUCUGCACAUGCUGGGGCAGGGCAGCGAGGUCCUGCUGAGGAGCAACCGCGUGGAUGCUCUGCUCAGCCGCCUGCUUCCUCACGGGCAGCUCCUCUUCCUCAACCACCGCUUCGCCCAGAGUCUGGAUAAGGAGGUGGCGGCGUACGUGGCCAAGUGAAGCAGAGCUGUUUGAGCUCAGCUACUGCUCGCUGUGACUGCUGUCUGUUACCGGAGGAACUGGCUGGCUGCUGUUCACCGCUGGUGACAUUGUUCUGCGGCGGCAGAAGAAGCUGCUGGUUCCCGAUGGCACGAGGUGGCAAACACAUCGAGUGGUAAAUAUCUCCCUCAGCCACUUGCAGCUCACUGUUGACUGUUUACUGUGUGGGAGGCCUCAGUUCAAAUCCUGUUUGUCAAAUUGAAGAGUGGAAAGGAGAAUGUGCCAGUUAAGACCUACUCGUCAACAUCAAAGACGGAGAUUUAUCUGCUUCACCGUACUUUAAAUGUCAUCGUGUGGCCUUCAGGAACCAGACCUCACCUAUUGUUUUCCCUUAUUUUUUGAUCAUUAUGGGAAUCUAAAUGAAUGUGAGAGUGCGUUACUGCCUCACUGUGACUUCUAAAUGCACCUCUUUGUUCCUGAAGAGUGGGACGAAACCGCCGUUUGUUUCUGUGCAAUGCAAAUUAUGAUUCACUGCUUAGCAACAAAAAGCAAAGAAAGAUCAAAGCCAGACCUUUUUAAUGUCACUUUGAACCAGAAAUAUCAUCGUUGUUGAGACAUUGAGGACAAUGAAGAAGGCAGGACAUGAAAUAUUAAACUCAAAAUGAAGGACAUGUAGAGAUGUUGGCAUACAGGAUAUGAGGAAGUACCACACAAACAUCCAGACACUUGUAAUCCUGUACCGUGUGAACAUCUGUUCGACUGUGGCCCCCCGUUGAACACAGACUCGACUGCUCAUCCUCCAGGCCUCAUAAAAACUACCAGCUUGUCUUUUUUUCUGCUGGCAGCCAAAAUCCAAACCCAGAGACUAAAACUGUGUCUGAAUGCCAACAUCAACUGCUUUGAUCUUCUCCUUUUUUUCUGUAUUAAAAAAAAAUAAAUCAAAAAACUCAUUUUUAGCACCACCCAAGGCGUAUUCUUUGAAACUUGUGUACUCUGCAAUCAAGGACACGCGGUGCGCUUUCCAAAAAGACGAGGCCCCGGGGAUCACACAUUAAAUAUGAUAGAACACACAAGAGAAAGAUUUAGAGGUUGUGUGCGUCUCACGGGGAAUAAAAUGAAAAACACAAGCUCAGCGUCGGAUGGAUAAAAAACCACCUGCAAACUGAACAGCAGCAGUUCUAAUGUAAGACCAGCAGAGGGCGACGCUCAUCCCGUCAGCCGUGUGGAGGCAAUAAAUAUGGAAUUAAGUUUCCAAUAUAAAUGGGAUAUGUACUUCCCCAUGUCUCUACUUCAUUUAGUCAGAUCGGGUCCACUGCCAGAUCUGUCCAGUGCAUUUCUCUUAUUGGGGGGGGGCAUUUCAUCAUCCUCACCUCCACCACAGCAUCCACCUGGAGACUCUGAGUCCACCUGCGCCUUGGGGGGAGAGGUGUUCUUAUGGCAGCAGAUCAAUCACUCUCAUGUGGAUGGAGGGUUCAGGGUUCAAAAUACACACACACAUUUAUUUCUUCUUUAUCAGUUGGUUCUUUCCAAAGAGGACGAUUCUUUCUGAGCAGGAUUUGGAAAAUACCAAAAUACCAAAUCAGUCCACAACCCUCAAAGUCGCCCACCACCAGACAUGCACCUGCUGGAGGUGGAAAAGCUUCUCACCUUGUGUAGACACACAAGAUGAUUUUGUGACAUAGUAGCUCACCUGGAAGAGGGGUCGGGUCGCCCCAUGUGCAAGCGGCCGGGGUUGCCAGAUCAUAUUCCGUUUCCAGCCCAAACCCACAAUUCAAUAAGAAAAUCAUAACCCUGCCAGGAAUCUGUAAAGUGUAAAACAUACGCAAUAGAAAACGCAUCAUAAGCAUACAUAGCUUCAUAUCUGCUUCAAAUAAAGAAAGAUAAAAUGUGAGAUAAAUAGGCUGUCAAAAGUGUCAGAAAACCAAAUACACAAAUUGCGAUAUGAGUGAGUGGACAGAACAAGGUGAACUGAAUCUUGUAUCUGUGUUUGUAACCAUGAAGUGACAGCUUGUUUGGUUUUACUGUUAAUGUUGACAAAAGCAGCCCAAAAUUCAUCUACUUUGUUUCCCGACCCAACUUAAUCGAAUGCUACGUGUAU